UAUCAACCCAGUCCAGAAAGAACCCAAGAACAAAUACAACCACUGUAGAACCCGUUGAAAAGCGAUCGCUGAACCGAACAACAUGGCCGAUAAGUACAAGCCUUCCGAACACGGCGGUCUCCGCGAAGACGGACAGCCUGACAAGCGCACGCAACAAACCGAGUUUGCGUAUGGCAAAGUUGACCCGACUGAGGCCGGCCAGGAAGGAGGCUCCGUAGGUGGCACGACUUCUCAGGGCAAGGGAAGCGGUGGCAGUGCCCAAGGAGAAUUUGCUCACGGGAAGGUUAACCCGCGUGAGGCGGGUAGCAAGGGGGGACAUACUCUAGGAGAUGAUUGAAAUCAUUCAUUGCACAUGUAUGAACAAAAAUUAUGAAUUAACUUGUACAAGACUCGGAAGGAGACAUCGCCUGGGCAUAUCCAUAACAAUAACGGGUUAUCUACGUAGAAAGAGC
Aspergillus caelatus is the source of this 452-nucleotide messenger RNA. RefSeq lists its product as uncharacterized. NCBI's taxonomy places the organism in Eukaryota, Fungi, Ascomycota, Eurotiomycetes, Eurotiales, Aspergillaceae. The record is from RefSeq and is a predicted model, not a curated record. The transcript has 2 exons. The coding region runs from base 83 to 337 and encodes 84 amino acids.